Molecule: messenger RNA, 3236 nt
Organism: Alosa alosa (allis shad)
Lineage: Eukaryota; Metazoa; Chordata; Actinopteri; Clupeiformes; Clupeidae
Gene: acad9
Product: acyl-CoA dehydrogenase family, member 9
Exons: 18
Coding region: 131-2032 (633 amino acids)
Molecular function (GO): flavin adenine dinucleotide binding; acyl-CoA dehydrogenase activity
Source: RefSeq, a predicted model, not a curated record
GUGCGACAAAAAGAGGUGAAAGGUAGCCUUCCUUCCAACCACUACAGAACAGUAGCUCUAACCUCUGCCUUUUCAAUUAUUAUUAGGAUAUUGUGAAGGGGAAACGGGGUCAGUCCCUUUGUUGUAAACAAUGAGUUUAAAUAGGCUUUUCGUUUUGUCCAACUCGUUUAAAGUUGGAAGAAGGUUAAUGCGACCUGGAAUCGGACAAACAGGCAAAGGAGUCGUCCUGUCACAUCUUCAGUUGCAGCGCUCUAUCAAAACUAACUCAAGGAACCUUGCCUAUGCCAAAGAUUUAUUUCUUGGUAAAGUAAAUAAGUCAGAAGUUUUCCCUUACCCGGAAAUUGGAAACGAAGAAUUAGAAGAAAUCAAUCAAUUAGUUGCCCCUGUGGAGAAGUUCUUCAACGAGGAUGUCGAUUCGAAGAUAAUAGAUCAUGAGGCCAAGAUUCCACCUGAAACUUUGAAUGGCUUGAAGGAGUUGGGUCUCUUUGGGAUUCAGAUCCCUGAGGAGUAUGGUGGACUGGGGUUGUCCAACACUAUGUAUGCCCGUCUGGGGGAGAUCAUAUCUCUAGAUGGGGCCAUCGCUGUCACUCUUGCAGCUCAUCAAGCUAUUGGUUUGAAGGGGAUUCUCAUUGCAGGUAGUGAGGAGCAAAAAGCCAAAUACCUUCCCAAACUAGCAACUGGGGAGCAUGUUGCUGCAUUCUGCCUUACAGAGCCUGGAAGUGGGAGUGACGCCGCCUCCAUACAGACCAAAGCAACGCUGACAGAGGAUGGGAAACACUACCUGUUAAAUGGGUCAAAGAUAUGGAUAUCGAAUGGUGGCUUUGCUGACAUCAUGACCGUGUUUGCCCGGACUGAGGUGGUGGACAAAGACGGGCAGACGAAGGACAAGAUCUCGGCGUUCAUCGUGGAGCGGGCAUUCGGUGGCGUCACCAGUGGCAAGCCAGAGGACAAGCUUGGCAUUCGGGGCUCCAACACUUGCGAGGUGACUUUUGAGGACACCAAGGUGCCGGUGGAGAAUGUUAUUGGAGAAGUCGGCGGUGGAUUUAAGGUGGCCAUGAACAUCCUGAAUAGCGGCCGCUUCAGCAUGGGUAGUGCCGGUGCUGGAAUGAUCAAGAAGCUGAUUGAGUUGACCGCAGAGUAUGCAGCCACCAGAAAGCAGUUUAACAGGAAAUUGAGUGAUUUUGGAAUGAUUCAGGAAAAGUUUGCCGUCAUGGCUAUGAAUGCCUUUGUGAUGGAGAGUAUGGCCUACCUCACAGCUGGCAUGAUGGAUAGGCCAGGGCUUCCGGACUGUUCUCUGGAGGCAGCCAUGGUGAAGGUGUUCAGCUCUGAGGGCGGCUGGAUAUGUUGUAGUGAGGCGCUGCAGGUCCUGGGAGGCCUGGGCUACACCAAGAACUACCCGUACGAGCGCUACCUCAGGGACUGCCGCAUCCUGCUCAUCUUUGAGGGCACCAAUGAGAUCCUGAGGAUGUACAUUGCGCUCACAGGCAUGCAGAAUGCUGGCAAAAUACUGACGAACAAAAUCAAGGAGAUGAAGAAAGGUAACGUGGGAGUUGUCUUUGACAUCCUGGGGAGUAAGCUGAGGCAGACCAUAGGCAGACCUCAGGAUCUGGGCCUGACGGGGAACGACGGCGUGGUCCAUCCCAGCCUGGCGGACAGUGCAAAGAAGUUUGAAGAGAAUGUGGUGUUCUUUGGCAGCACUGUGGAGGGCCUGUUGUACAGAUUUGGAAAGACGAUCGUGGACGAGCAGCUGAUCCUGAAGCGUGUGGCCGACGUGCUCAUUAACCUGUACGCCAUGACCGCCGUGCUGUCCAGAGCCACCCGCUCCAUCAACAUCGGUCUCAAGAACCACGAUCACGAGGUGCUCCUUGCAAACACAUUCUGCGGUGAUGCCUAUUUCAAAAACAACUUCUUGAUGACUCAGCUGCAAAAAAAUUCACCAGAGAACAACGACGCAAACAUCAAGAAGAUUGCCCAGCAGGUCCUAGAGAAGAGGGCAUAUAUCUGCUCUCACCCGCUGGAAAGAACUUACUGAAACGGCCUACUGAGAAGCCAUGGCUUGAUCUGCAUUAAUUGGACUCAUUCCUGGUCUCGUCCUCUCGAUCCAUCCAUUCUCUUGGCCUGUCAGACCAGUUUUUGAAAUAUUUUCUGAAAUCAUGCCUAGUUCCGAUGUUAAUUUAACUGUGUGUACAUACUAUAUAAAAUACAAAAUAGCUGCUUUAUUAAAAGAACUGUUAUCUGUUAUUUUGGAAUGUUUUUAAUAAGCUUUUACUACUACCACUACUAUAUCAUAAAACUUGUUUGUGUCAAAAGUCUGCGAGGGCUUUUGCUACUAUAGAAAUUAUAUAUUUUUUUAAAUUUGAAGUUGUCUAACUGAAAUGCCUCGUGUCUAACCCACCGAAGUGCCACCCUAUCAUCGUGCUGUGGAAAGGAAGCCAGUGUUGAGCCUGUGGGCGACUGAAGCCCUUUGGUAUUUAUUGUUAAUGCAGAUGGAGGACUACUGCUCUGUGGGUGCGCGUCUCGUAGACGUUCCCGGCCGGCCGUACUCGGCGUGCCGUGGGUCGCGGCGGCGCGGCGGCCUCACUGCGCCUCCGGAAGCGAUACACCUCCAGCUCCUCCUCGGUCAGUGGCUGCACUUCUCUCUUGUACUGGAACGAAUGUGGUCUCCAGUAGCCCCUGCUCCGAGGGCAAAAAAAGAAGAAGAAAGAAGAUAAACCCAAAGCGCACACCAUUUUCUUAUGCGAUCCCUUGCACAGUCAGCGUGGUCUGAGUGGGUUUAGAUGCUGUUUUGUGAUCUCGCUCCACUCAUUCAGUAGGACUGAAUUUUCAAAUAGCACUCUUAUUUUGCCCCUUCUGCAGUAAUAUGGUAUCAGUACAGCACAGUAUAUAAAGAUGUGUUAGUUGUCCAUGCAGUGCAGGCUCACCUGAAAGGGUUGUUCUUGUUGUACGGAGCAGAGGGAUCCCGGCUUUGGUUCUGCUCCCCAUCAGACUCUAGACCAUCAGGAACGCAUGCUACUCUUCUCUGCCUCUCUUUGCUGGCUACCUCUGGGGCAGUAACUGCUGGAGCAGUCUGUACACACACACACGCACACACACACACACUCAAUGUCACCGUAAACCAGACAUCUUGAUUUCCGUUUAUGAUUUUUAUGACACCCACAAUUCUGUUUUGAAUUUAACAGUGUUGUGUAUCACCAUUCAGUAUUGUUGCAUAGGAUAUAAACACUUUUCUCUAACGA